AUGCUGCCUCGCAUCCGAUCUCUGCCGUUGGGCCGUCUCCCAUUUACUCGUGUCGCUCGCAGAGGCCAGCAGGUCCGCAAUGGAUCCGGCGGUCAGCUCCCCUUCAAUGAGCCAUCAGGAAACCUCUUUGGCGAGCCGCGCCUCAAACCAGGAGAGAAGCGCGAGAAGGAGGACUGGGAAAACAUCUGGGUUUACGGCUAUGGUGGUUGUUUUGUCAUUGGAGGAAUUCUGUACUACAACAGGCCUGACACUACUAUUCAGACAUGGGCUAUGGAGGAGGCUAAGAAGAGAAUGGUGGAGGAGGGCAUCAAGCUUGACUACCCUCACACUCCUGUCAAGUACUAA
Molecule: messenger RNA, 345 nt
Organism: Saitoella complicata NRRL Y-17804
Lineage: Eukaryota; Fungi; Ascomycota; Saitoellomycetes; Saitoellales; Saitoellaceae
Exons: 3
Coding region: 1-345 (114 amino acids)
Source: RefSeq, a predicted model, not a curated record